Molecule: messenger RNA, 1290 nt
Organism: Colletotrichum acutatum
Lineage: Eukaryota; Fungi; Ascomycota; Sordariomycetes; Glomerellales; Glomerellaceae
Exons: 1
Coding region: 362-1180 (272 amino acids)
Source: RefSeq, a predicted model, not a curated record
CACCAUGCGCUGUUCGUGCCUUGAAGAUUGAUCUGGGUUUUGUCGAAAUGAGCUUUCUCCGAAUUUCACGUAAAGUCAAAUAUCAACUCUAACGCCCGCUACCCCAUGUUGUAACCCAGGCCGCGAUGGUAAGUAUCAGAGUCGUUCUGUACGCCUUAUGGGACUAUUCUGGAUCUAUCUCCGAAGGGACUUGCCCUAUGCUAUAUCAAAAUCCCCUUUACUUCUUCUCACUACCCACCCCUCCAUCCUUUAACCGACGUCUGUGCCACAUCCUAUCCACACUCCAUCACUUGGAAAGCGAUAUCACUAAUUCAUUUUCAAAUGAUCAUAACUGCACAUUACUUCUUCGAAAACCACAACCAUGCAAAUUCUAGCAUAUUUCAGAUACCGUCGUUCCGGGACGAGAAACCCCAAGCCUCCUCCUCAAGCUUCCAGCCAUGUACAAGAGCCUAUGCCACAGUCCCCAGCCGCAGUUGGUCCGACUACUUAUAGCGCUCCCAUGAAGUUCACCCCCAUCGAGCUAGAAAAUCAACACCUUCUUCAAUUCACGCAAACUAUGGCAGAAGAGAGAAUGAGAGAGGAGGCCCUCGCCAGCCAAAUCGUCGAGGCCGCCUAUCGAGAGAAAUAUGGUGAUCAGUGGCAUCUCCAUCUUCAAAGUCAGCCCCCGACACUCCAGAUCAGGCGCAAACCCGUUCCCUUCAGCCAGUCAACCUCUCGAGACACUAGCCCCGGUGCCACGUCCCACUAUAGCGGCACUACGAUGCAUAAGCCAUCUGAGGGAUCGCAGUUGAACACACCGAGUCCCAGCUCCAGUAGAUCCGGCCCCCAAAGCCCUCUGCGAAGCGAAGCCAGCAGUAGCCAGACAGAACCUUCUGCAUCAUCUGUCGACGGGAGCAAUCACUUGCAUGUGGUCAACGCCAGAAACCCCUCGCAGUCUUAUGCCGCAGUAUGGCCUGUCAGCUACGAUCCUCCACCAUACACUCCCCACCGACCUCUUUCCGUCAUCUCAGAGGAAGGCACAGGUCAAACUGUAGCUCAGCAAACACUCCUUCUCGCAGCUCAAAAGCAGUUUGUGCCUGCGGCCAUGAAUAAUAAAAAGAAGCUGAAGAACUUACCAGCUCCCUUGAGCCAUCUAACUCGAGGAACAAUGCGGAAGAGAGCGGCGGGUACUUCGAAAUAGGGUGGAAGGGGAAUAGGUAGGAGAACCACACAACUCAAAGGAGCGAAAGUCAGGAUAUGGUGGAGUAGUAUUCAUAAAUACUUAGUAAAUUGCAUAUUUGUUUGUAGAAG